AUGUCGGCAAGGACAGGCAUUAUGGAGAUGCCCGAUGCGCGUGAACACCUCGAGAAGCUCGACGAGGCGAUGAAAAGACUUCACAAGGCGUCCCAGGUGUAUGUGGCUAAGAGAAGGGAGUUCAGUCAGGUGCGGUGCGACCUCUCGAUCAUGGCCAGACAUCUGAAACUCCUCUACCGAUUCUUCAAUGAAGAUGGCGCGAAGGGGGAAGACGUGGUCGAGAGACUUCACAAGCUGAACCUGCUGGGGCUUGAGAUGCUCCAGCUCCACGUCGAGGUGGACAAGGAGAUGGCACCGUGGACCAAGUGCGAGGAUCCGAAGGUCAUUGGCGAGUGGUUUACACUCAUACGGAACACCAUGGCCAGGUAUAGCAUUGUCGAUGACGACGUCUACAACUUUAACGAGACGGGGUUUAUAAUGGGCAUUAUCUUCACGGGCAUCAAGUUACAACCUCGGACGGCCUUAGCAAGGCUUAGAUUGGAUAUCAAGCACUUCGAUUACCAUACAGCGCCCCGGGCAAAGGGCAAGUACGGGUUGUUGAUUAUCGACAGCCACGAGAGUCACCACUCAACCGAAUUCGAGCACUACUGCCGACAAAACAACAUCAUUACGCUCUGGAUACCUCUACAUUCUUCGCACUACCUCCAGCCACUCGAUGUUGGCUGCUUUUGGCCACUGAAGCAGGCGUACGGUCGCCAGAUCGAGCACUUGAUACGCAUGUAUAUCAACCAUGUGAGCAAGCUCGAGUUCCUCUAUGCCUUCCCCGAGGCCUUCUUUACCUCCAUGAUGAAAGAAUAUACCAGAUGGCUUUACAGGUGCUAG
Parathielavia appendiculata is the source of this 822-nucleotide messenger RNA. Its product is annotated as DDE-domain-containing protein. The record is from RefSeq and is a predicted model, not a curated record. NCBI's taxonomy places the organism in Eukaryota, Fungi, Ascomycota, Sordariomycetes, Sordariales, Chaetomiaceae. The transcript is spliced from 4 exons. Gene Ontology annotation, molecular function: DNA binding. Gene Ontology annotation, cellular component: nucleus. The coding region runs from base 1 to 822 and encodes 273 amino acids.